AAACAAUGUUGAACAGAUUACUGUCAACGAUCGUCAUGCUAGUAUCCUCCAGCGCAUGUCUCUAGUCUCAGGCGAAGACACACCCAAUGCAGAAGUUGUCACCGAGGUGCAGGAACGGCUGCAGCCUCAAUCAGGUAACCCCAAUUCCCCUAUACCACUUCGGGAUGCCUUAGAUUCCCUCCAGUGCCGCAUGCAAAGGGGACAGACUAUUGCCUUCUCGUUGGUUUUCUUCUUCAGUGUCAUCGAGCUCACAAUCUCAGCCUGGCUCGUGUCGCAAUUCAAUGACCACCACAACUACCUCAGUCUAGCUGAACAAGCCUACAUUCGGUUUCUAUCGGUCGCUUCAACAUGCACGAUUUUAUUCUCUGGUCACCGCAUAUUUUUCUUCGUUCUUCUUCCAGAUAGUAAUAACUUCUUCCUGUCUCUGACAUUUGUCUUCUGGAUUGUGGGCAUUGCAACUCACAGUAUAACUGGAGCUCUCGAUGGAGUGCUGAAUCGCAACACCCAGAGCGUUCUCAUGUAUUGCUAUCAAAAUAUUGCGCGAGAAGUCUUUUCUUGGGUGACUAUAGCUGGAGCUCGAAAUGGAAUUCUGAAUCCCAAUACCCAGAGCGUUUUCAUGUAUUGCUAUCAAAACAUUGCGCCAGAAGUCUUUUCUUGGGUGACUAUGGCUGGAGAUCUCGAUGGAGUGACGAAUCCCAAGUUGGUACAUUUUCUACUGCUAGUGUAGUACUCACCGCUCACCGGUGCACCUCCUAUGAUUCUAGUACCCAGAGCGUUUUCACGUAUUGCUGUCAGCAUAUUGCGCUAGAAGUCUUUCCUGUGUUGAUUUUGGUUCUUGUAACUUUCGCAAUCUUUGUUAUGAAUGUCCGCCAAAUUGUCGCGGCAAUUUGAGGUGACGCAGUGCACGAGUCACAUAACACUUGAGCGGGCAGGUUGUCCCCACUCCCGUGGUUUAGAUCUCCAUGAGUGCGAGAUAUCAUCUUGACUUCGGUCACUGUGAUCCUUUGUGCCAUCUGGCAACUAGAGCGCUAGUGGUCGAUGAUCAUCAAUGUAAAUCUGUCUACAAAACCUGAAACAAUUUUGAGUCUGUUUUUGACACCUGCACGCGCCCACUGGCGUGCAUACAAACUCAUUUAACCAGAAUGAAUAAUGUACACC
Suillus clintonianus is the source of this 1158-nucleotide messenger RNA. RefSeq lists its product as uncharacterized. The record is from RefSeq and is a predicted model, not a curated record. The transcript has 8 exons. The coding region runs from base 56 to 727 and encodes 223 amino acids. Lineage: Eukaryota; Fungi; Basidiomycota; Agaricomycetes; Boletales; Suillaceae.